AAGGUUUUAUAGAAGUUUAGCUCGUAAGCAAAUCUCCUUAAAAUACCUCACAUAAAUUAAUGAAGAGGAAAAAUGCAGGAACACCUUCUUCUUUUGAACAUAAGUUUAACCAGAACCCUGUAUUAUAUGGGUUUUUAAUUACUUGUUUAUUUAUUUUUUAUUGUUUUGGAGGUUUUAACGAAAUAAAGUAAAAUAAAAUAAGAGAAGGCAGACAUUUAAGCUCCCAUUUGUUCUUCCUUGGUUGCCAGAUACUUCAUCCCAUGCUCUGACUGACUGCAAAAAUGGUGGAUGUAAUAUUUAAAAAUAAAAUAAAAUAAAAAAAUGCCUCAAAUAAAUACUGAAUGAUUAAAUACUGCUAUUUUCAAGCUGUUUAUCUCCUUGACUUUUUUGUGGGGUUUGGCAGUUUUUAGAUGACUUUAGGGCUGAAAACCCGUGACUCUAUCUGGCAACACUGCUCUGGAGAAUGGAUGACAUCAUAGCGGCAGACGUCUUUAAUCAGUGACGGUCACGCGGGUGGCUCGGUUCGUGUGCCGGCGGUGAGGAGGCUUUCUGCUCGGUACGGUGGCGUCCUCGCGCUGCGGCAGUCUCCGUUCGCGGGUCUGACCUGUUACUGUUCGAUGUGACGUCACUCGGAACAUGUCCGCGCGGCUCGGUUCGGGCUGACGCAGCCGUCCCCCGCUCCUUCCAGAGCAGCAGCGUGAACCAACAGGCUCCAGCAAUUAACGAGACUUAGUGAUGCAGCAGAAGCUCUGCUCCAGAAGUGCUGGCUCUUUCCUUCUAGAGAAGAACGUCCAGGCCUGUGGUGCCGUCCCAGAAGCCGUCUCCUCCUGCAAACUCCCGUUCCGGUGCCCUCGCUGCGGCGAGCAGGAGCGUUUUUGCAGCCUGGCUUCUCUGCGCGCCCACCUGGAAUACCACCACUCCUACCGAUCCCCAGAUGUGACCUCCGGCGGUUUCAGCAUCACAGGAAAACUCCCUGACCCGCUGACGGCUGCGAUCCCCUGGCAUGAAAUGAGCCUCCCGACCCGCAGGGGGCAGCAGAGCGCGGGCAGGCCUCCGCAUGUCCGCUCCCUGAGCGACAGCAGGGACAGCGGGUACUUCCACUCCUACAGCUCUGUGAGGAGGCGCACUCAGAGCGUCGGGGUGGGCACCCAGGAGGAGGAGGAUGAGGAGGAAGCAGGGAUGGAAGCUGAAGUAGAUGAUGAUGAAGAUGAUGGUGAGGAAAGGGAUGAAGGCAGAAAUGAGGACUUCAAAUUGUCCAGCAGAAGGUCAGAGGCGUGUCACCACAUCAGCCACCAGCAGCACCUGCCAUUCCCGCUCCCAGCCCCCCUCAGCCCUGCAGAACCUCUUCCAGACCUGGAGCUCAUGGAGCAGAGCCCGUUCCCUGGCCUCCAGGCGGCAGCGGCUUCGGCCGCCGUGCGGCGGCGCCUGGCCAGCAUGCUGCGGGCGGCUGACAGCACCAUGCAGCGGCGGCUGGCCCGGCUCAGCACGGAGCUGGCCCACACCGACACAGAGCUCCUGUGUGAGCGCGCUCACUCGCAGCACCUGGCGCAGGAGCGGCAGGAAGUCGCAGACAGAGAGAGGUCGCUGAGUCGGCAGGUGGACGUGGCGGUCAUGGUGAUCGCCGCCCUAAAGGAGCAGCUGAACGCCUCAGAGAACGAGCUGGAGCGGCGGGAGAGGGAGGUGUCGACUAUUCAGAAGUUCCUGGACGCCGCAGUCCGACAGGAAACCAGCGGUAAAGUUCGGAUCCAACAGUUCAUAGAAAAUUUGCUGACCCGCAUCGCCCUGACUGAGCGACUGGUGGAGUAUUACCAGGUUAACGGCAGCCCGCCUCAGUGCAACCACCAGCAGGUACCAACAGAUCACACUUCUCAGCCGGAGAACUUCGCUCACAGAAUCACUAAAAGCAGGUCAGCAGGAGGACAGCUGUUCUCCUACGGUUUCCCAGACAGAAGAACCCAGUCCUUCACCCAGUUCGGAGGCCACCCCGCAGCUUCUAAAGUCUCCGGGGAACGGGAUCGCGAGCGGGAGCACCGUGAGCGCCUGGCCCAGUCGUCCAGGCUGUUCUGCCGGCCGGAACACAGGAACGACAUCUGGAACCACCAGCGGCGCCGCUCCACCGGGUACGAGGCCUAGAACUUUGGGACAGCGGGGGCAGCUGCGAGUUAACCCGAGGAAACUGUGGAGAAUCCCAGAUUACAGCAGUUCUGCUGCUAAUCUGGAAAUGUACAUUUAUGACCAGAAUAAAGCUGAAUCAGAUUAUUUAUGAUGUAAAAGUAGAGAGAAAAAGCUGCAGGAGAAACUUUGAAGGUUUCAACUCUUAACACUUUUUGGGGUGGAGCCUCUUCAUCAGCACAAACGCCUGACGCACUUAGGUGUGUAAACAUCUCCAUCUGCUUUAGCUCAGUUCUCACAUCCAGUUCAGAGCGUGACCCGUUCACAUGUUCUGUGCCAGGAGGAACCUGGUUUCCUGAAUCCAUCAUUGUGUGAAGUAACCAGGAUGGAGGUUUAAGGCCGGGUUUCCUCAUUUGCACAAAAGGUCUGCUGGCAUGCAGGACCGACGCUUUCAGAAGGAGAGAGGACAGAGAAGAGGAGGAAACCAGGUUUCUUUAGCACUGUGAAGACAUAACAAACUAAUCGAAUGAGACUCAAAUACUCCUAAUCCACGAUUGUCCCCCAUGUCAGAACCUCUGUGGAGGUUUGAGGUGUUUCAGGUAGAUGUUGAAGCUGCGGCGGGAAAACUACACAACAAUCGAGACACUUUAGCUUGUUUGAAGGAACGAAAGUGAAGAAACUCAGGGUAAGAGAAAGUGUUCUGUUUGGGCCUUUUGGCGUUAGUUUGGUUCUCAAAGCACAGACAGAAGUUCUGGGUCCGACUCAGACCUGAGGAAGUCCUCUUUUCAGAUCUGCAGGAUGAAGAGAGAAUAGAUUUUUGCUUAAGGGAAAUGCAGUCGAUUACUACUGUUCUGACUUGCUGCAUCUUCAUCCUCCUUUCUUCAUCCUAUGGUCCAAACUAGUGACUGUGUAUGAGAACUGGACUGAGUGAGUGUGAUGUCACCCAUAGAAAGUAGUUAAUUUCUGGUUCCAACCAAAUGAAGUCGAUUAAUUUACCAUUUUUUCAUGAUACAGAUUUUGGCUUCUUAGAACCAGCUGGUACUUCCUGUUUGGAACACCGGGGGGGAGGAGGAGGGGUCACUCAGUCCAGUUCUCAUAUCACAGUCCAAAAGCAGCUUCAAUGAAUGUUCAAAAUGGAUCAUGAACAGCUUCACCUUCAGCUUCUAUCAUUUUCAAAAGAGAAAAAUGCACUUUGUGGUCUGAAUUCCUAAUGUUGACAGUUUCCCUGCUAGUUUGGAGGAUUUUUGUUGACACUUUUCUCCUAGAAGAAAGUUUCUGCAAUAAUGACAUCCAGAAGGAUCUGCAGGAGGAGACGCAUGUGGUUCAUUGUCCCAGAAACCGACCUGCAGCUCCAUGAAUGUACAAAGCAGAAGAAAGCUGGACCGACGCAGCGGCCCGUGUGAGGCGUACCUGCGCUCAUCUUUUCUAUGACGUGUUUACGUGUCGUUUGUGAGACUCGGUAUCAAAGUUUUGUUGGAGCUACACAUGCGCCAUCUUUGUUUUUGGCAGCUGUGGAAAUUCUUCAACUAAAAUAAGGUGGAGUUGUUGUAAAACUGAAGGUAAAAAAAAGAAAAGCCUUUAGCUUGUUUAUUUAUUGAGAUAUUUUACAGUAAAAAGGUUCAACGUUCAGUUCAUUAGUGUAUUUAUAAUUUGCAAAAACAGUCUUCUUUGCUGCGUCAGAAAUCAGGAAGUUAGAAAAGGUUUGAUCUGAAGCCUCUGAAAACCUUCAAGCUCUUUUGAUCCUAAGAUCAACCUGAAUCUGAAAGCUCCUGGAGAACCUCUAAAGUCCCUUUCAUAGGGAAACUGGAGCGUUUGGAGGUCACUUCCUGAAGACCUGAGGAGGGACAGAAUCAAGCAGUUCUACCAUCGGCUGCUUUGUGACGAUGGAAGACUUUUGAUCGGUCUGGAUUCUUCCAAGGAGACGUAAACCUCAGCACUGCUGAGUCGGUCUCUGAUGUGAGAACAAAACUUAAUUCUCCUUUUUAGUUUCUAAAAUAUUCAUUUUUGUGAAGGUUUUUAAAACUUGUUUGAUUUUGAAAUCCAUGUAAUGGUUAAAAAAGAACUCUGCAGCUCAAACCAUGUGUAAAAACGCUCCAUGGUUGGAAAAGAAAUUAUUCAGAAAAUCAGCAAUAUUUCAAAAAGAAUGACUGAAAGGGGCUCGACUUCCAUUUAAGGUUUUUCUUAAAAAAAAACAGCUUCUCAAAGUGAAAACUGAGACUUUAUUGUUAUUUAGAAAGGUUUGAAUUAACAUAAAAGUCCGAAUUCCCUCACCACUCCCAGUUAGUGCUCAAUUUUGUAGAGCUGUCCAAAUCUACAAUUCCAAAAUGCGUUGCCCUGGAAAUUUCCCAGAAGUCUCUGCGACAAACUAAUAUGCAUUGAUGCAUCACGUUUGAACCAUUUGUCAUUUGAAGAAAUCCAUAAACUGUCUUUUGUAAAUGGCUGUCAUAUUUGGCAGUUAAAAUAAAAAUAAGCAGUUAGCGUGGUGUCUGAAUUAUCCAGGGCACUGGAUGGUCGGUCCCUGUGUUUUAGAGGUUCAGGAGUAGUGAAGGAAUUCAGACAAAGCUGUUGUUUUAUCAGAGCCGCAUCUUCCUCGUUUUUAUGUUUCUGUUAUUCCGAAUACUUUAUUUGUAGCCAACAGUUAAACAGACUUUUACUCUCCAGAUGUGAUUUUAGAGUUUGUCCUCUACAGCAGCAUCAGUGCUUAAUGUUUCCUACUGUGGGUUCGGCGCUGAAGCGUGCAUGAAGCUACGAUUCCACUCCAUUGAGUUUUGGUGACGGCGUGCUUCACGUGUGGCCAAAAGAGCAAAGUAUCUAUCAAAAGCUGUAAUCUCAUCCGUGUACUUUAGUAGCAGAGCCAGCUCCAUUGUCCUGGGACUUGAUGGACAGUCACAACCAGCAGCCUGGAAGAGCUGGUCACAAAGGGGCGGGGUUUGGCUGACUAUCAGAUGAAAACAUCUAGAAAACAGACUUUUGAAAACAAUGAGGAGGAGGGAUUAAAAGAAAGCUGCAGAAAAGUCAUUUUAUGGCGUGUUUUUGUUCUGUCGGUGAUAACCUGUUUUUAUGUGUUUUAGGAGAUGGUUUGGUGUCUUUCUGUUCGUCUUUUUGGGAUUUUGUCUGCAAAGUGAUCUCUAGUUUUGUGCCUUCACUCAGCAGUUCUGUAGUCUGUAAAAUGAAAUGCAAUACUGUGAAGAAACGAGACUUUGUGUUGAAACCUGUUGGUGAACAUUAAAGGAAAAAACUGUCUGUGCA
Molecule: messenger RNA, 5361 nt
Organism: Oryzias melastigma (Indian medaka)
Lineage: Eukaryota; Metazoa; Chordata; Actinopteri; Beloniformes; Adrianichthyidae
Gene: znf365
Product: zinc finger protein 365
Exons: 6
Coding region: 736-2133 (465 amino acids)
Biological process (GO): regulation of neuron projection development; telomere maintenance; regulation of double-strand break repair via homologous recombination
Cellular component (GO): centriolar satellite
Source: RefSeq, a predicted model, not a curated record